Molecule: messenger RNA, 1553 nt
Organism: Aspergillus ochraceoroseus IBT 24754
Lineage: Eukaryota; Fungi; Ascomycota; Eurotiomycetes; Eurotiales; Aspergillaceae
Exons: 3
Coding region: 377-1123 (248 amino acids)
Cellular component (GO): nucleus; cytoplasm
Molecular function (GO): mRNA binding
Source: RefSeq, a predicted model, not a curated record
AGGACCGAGAACCCGAACCUCGAUUUACAGGCGGUCCUGCUCGUGGGGACUUUGGUGGUCCCGGCCGCGGUGGCUUUGGUUACAGCGGUGGCGGCGCCGGCACUGGAGGAAGACAAAUUUAUGUUUCCAACGUUCGUUCCCCUUCCUUCCCCCCCAUUUGUAUUGUGAUGCCAUCAGUGAUGGGGCAUGGGUAUUAAUAUGACUUGUCUGUAGCUCCCUUUCAAUGUUGGCUGGCAAGAUUUGAAGGAUCUUUUCCGCCAAGCAGGUAAGCCAAGGAUGACAGGAAUUUUUUUUUUUUAUCUUUUUUUUGGACAGCAAAAGCUGUUCCUUGUCAUCUCCCCUCCCUAUGUGUUAAAAUGAUCUGAUGUUGACCCUGAUGUGCCGUCCAGCUCAGCAAGGUGCCGUGAUCCGUGCCGAUGUCCACACUGAUGCCUCUGGCCGUCCCAAGGGCUCCGGAAUCGUUGCCUUUGAGUCCCCCGAUGAUGCUCGCAAUGCUAUCCAACAAUUUAACGGAUAUGAUUGGCAAGGCCGUACCCUGGAGGUUCGCGAGGAUCGUUUUGCCGGCCCCGGAAUGGGCAUGGGUGGCCGCGGUGGCUUCGGUGGUGGCUUUGGCCGGGGUGGUGGCUUCGGAGGUCGCGGAGGAUUUAGCGGCCGGGGGGGUGGCUUCGGUGGACCAGGCUUCCGCGGUGGUUAUGGUGGAGGCGCCCCUGGCUUUGGCGGCGCUCCUGGUGGGCCCGGCUUCGAGAACGUUGCCUCCGUGCCCCCCAACCCCUUUACAGACUUUGCUACCUCUGGAGGUGACAAGAGCGCUGUUAUCUAUGUGCGCAAUCUGCCCUGGUCUACCUGCAACGAAGAUCUGGUGGACUUGUUCUCGACUAUCGGAAAGGUUGACCGCGCUGAGAUUCAGUACGAGCCCAAUGGCCGCUCUCGUGGAACCGGUGUAGUCCAAUUUGACAGCGCUGAGACUGCAGAGACUGCGAUCGCCAAGUUCACCGGCUAUCAGUAUGGUGGUCGCCCUCUUGGCAUCACCUUUGUCAAGUACAUGACCCCCGGUGCCCCCCAGGGCGACGUGAUGGAUGGUGGUGAGUCAACUGGCGGCAUCACCCAGGAUCAGAUCAUGUAAUUUUACCGUAUCUUUUGUAUUCUUUGGUUUUCCAUUCGGAAAAGCUCAAAAGGUGGGGCAAAGCUUGCUUUGAGCCAUGGGAUUCGGGAUUCGUUUUUUGAUAUGAAUGUGAUCUGUCUUUGCGUUAUUUGGUAUCAUACUCGUGUCGACAUUUUCGGGCGAUGAGGUUUUUUUUCAAGGGACAGAUCGGAUCGUUUGCGUUGAUUUCGCCCGACUGCUUUGUAUCCGCGUACAUGAGAUGCGUCUGUGGGAGAGUUAGAAAUUGUAAGGUCAUUCAAUGGUAUACACGUGCAUGGUGAUGAUGAUGGUAAAGAGAUUAGAAUAGCUUUAGCCAGCAUUCUCAGUAUUUCCCCCCAGUUAUAUAUAUUUAUAGUUCAGUCGGUAUCGCCGUAGUGGAUGAAAUACGAUACCCAAGUCAGCUCUGUUGUGU